Messenger RNA from Gekko japonicus, 997 nucleotides. Its product is annotated as olfactory receptor 6V1-like. The transcript has 2 exons. NCBI's taxonomy places the organism in Eukaryota, Metazoa, Chordata, Lepidosauria, Squamata, Gekkonidae. Gene Ontology annotation, molecular function: olfactory receptor activity; G protein-coupled receptor activity. The coding region runs from base 68 to 997 and encodes 309 amino acids. The record is from RefSeq and is a predicted model, not a curated record. Gene Ontology annotation, biological process: G protein-coupled receptor signaling pathway. Gene Ontology annotation, cellular component: membrane.
GAAGCACCACUUCACCUUCUGAUCUGGCCUGCUUUCUGAAGACUCAACACAUUAGAGAAGCUGGGUGAUGGGAAACGACACACAACUGGCAGAAUUCAUCCUGACGGGCUUCUCAAUGACGAGGGAGUUACAGAAAGUCCUAUUCGCACCAUGUCUAGCACUCUACCUACUGAUGAUCGCUGGGAAUGCUUCUAUUGUGACGAUGAUCAGUUUUGAUUCCCGGCUUCACACCCCCAUGUACUUUUUCCUGUGUAAUUUCUGUGUGGCAGAGAUGCUGGUCACGUCUACAGUGGUCCCCAGAAUGCUGGUGGGCUUAAUGGCUGAAAGGGAUACCAUCCCCUUUGGGGAAUGCUUGGCUCAGUUUUACUUCUACUUUUCCUUGGGGACCACAGUGUUCCUCCUCAUAGCUGUAAUGUCAAUCGACCGCUACGUGGCUAUAUGCCACCCCCUCCGCUACUCAACCAUCCUGACCAACCAUGUCUGCAUCCAAUUGGCUUUUGGCUCAUGGGCAACCUCCUUCUUUUCCAUGAUCCCACCAGCUGCUCUCAGGGCUAGGUUGUCCUUUUGCCGGUCCAACCAGAUUGACCAUUUCUUCUGUGACAAUGCACCUUUGCUCAAGCUUUCCUGUUCAGACACCCGCCUCAUUGAGCUCUGGGAUUUCCUUCUUGCCGUUCUCUUUGACUUAAGCUCUUUCACAGUGACAGUGGCCUCCUACGUUGCCAUCAUCGUCACCAUCAUGAGGAUCCCUUCAGCUACAGGCCGCCAAAAGGCCUUCUCCACCUGUGCCUCACACUUCACUGUGGUCAUCAUUGGGUAUGGCACCACCAUUUUCGUCUACGUGAGGCCCAACAAAAACUACUCCACAGACCUAAACAAAAUGGUAGCUCUGUUGACCUCUAUAGUGACCCCAUUUCUAAAUCCAUUUAUUUUUACCUUGAGAAAUGAGAAAGUCAAAGAGGUCUUUAGAGACUGGUCGGGGCAUCUAAGAAGUCUGUAG